AUGCAAUUUCCGCUCAAGAAAACGGUUGAUGCGUGCUCACCUAAUAACAUCAACAAGAACUGUGGGACCUCUCACAUAAUUCCUGCUCGACCCAAUUCCAUAAACUCAACAACGCAUUACCUUCCUGCCGUUUUGCAGUAUGACCGUGUCGUACGAGCCUUGCCUGGCAAAGCCAGCGGCGACACAUCGGGUCGGGGCUUCAGCGAAUCGGAGGAGUCAGACGCCCGGCAAAGCGCUGACGUCAGCUGGUGGCAAGCCGAAGACCAACAGACCGAUGAGGCGCAGACCCAGCAGCGGCAGCAUAUGGGCCAGCUUUCCCGAACUCCGGUCCUUCCUCGAACCCGCCGACUUACUCCCUUCCCUAGAAUCCAGGAUCCAGAUGCCGCGUCGCCCGCCAUUGCCGCUGCCGCUUCCACGGCCACCGCCGCCGCCGGCCUAAACCCCAGCAGUAGCCUCCUUGCCGGCGGCAACAGCGCCGGCGCUGACGCCAAUCCCUUCUCCGCGCGCAUGUUGAUGCCGCCGCCGUCGCUGCCACCAGCCAGUUCACCGGCAGCUGCCGCGUCUCCGCACUCCCGGGCGUUUGGCGUCCUCUCCACCGCCAUGUCAGUUCUUGCCGUCGGCGCCUACGUGUACACCCUGGUACGGCGCAGGCAAGCCGAAGAUGCCACCAGCGGCGGCAGCGGCGGACCCAUGGGUCAGAAGGCCCCGGCCGCCAUGCCAGGCGUUGCGCCAGCCGGCGGCGGCUCGGUACCGCCGCCGCCGAAGGCAUCAAAACGACCUGGCGCGGGCUCGGGGCUCUUUCGUCCCACAACCGCAACCCAAACCGCUUCUGCAAGGCCGCCGGCAGUAGCCUCCACCGCCGCCGCAGCGGUGCCGGCAGUAGCAACACCACCUGCAGCGGCUCCAGCCACGAAUCCAGCUGAAGUCACAGCUGCUACGGCUCCACGCUCGGCAGCGGCUGCUGCAGGGCCCGAGCAGCCGCCUACCUCUCCCCCGAGGGAAAGCGGCUGGUGGCGGAGGCUGGGGCGCGUGUACUACAUCAGUUUCGGAGCGCAGUACGGGCUCGUCCCACGGAUCCGCCUUGACGGGACCGCUGGAACCCUUCCUGGCAGCAGCAGCAGCAGCAAUACUAGCAGAGGCAGGGGAGGCAGUAGCAGCGCUGUCCUCGCGGCGUUUGAGGACCCGGCAGAUGCGGAGUACGUGGCGAAUGCUCUGUGGGAGGACCUGGUGCAGAGCGGGACGCAACCACCCGGGCCCCGGCCCCCCGGCUUGGGGGUGCUCUCCGCGGCGCCCAUUUUCCUUGAGGACUUAGCGGCCAUGCGCGGGGCGCCUGUGGAGGUGGUACCUUCGGAUGGCCUCAGGAAAGACAUCCAGCUAAGCGGCCCCCAGCUAGAGAUGGUCCUGGCGGCGCUAAUACGAGGACUGCCGGCGGAGGCAGCGGAGGCCCAGGCGGAGCGGAUGCUGUACGAGGCAGCAGCGGCGGCAGCAGCGGCCGAGGCGGCGCCCGCAGCCGCAACAGCUGGCAGCAUCUCGCAGUCGCCGUCCGCUGCGAUCUCAGGUUCAUCAUCAGGUUCAUCGUCCGCUACCCGGGGCACACGGAGCGGUGGUCUCCCUGCGCGAUUGGUAGAACAGCGCCGUGGGCCCAAGAUCAAACUGCCCUCAAAAUUUGACUUUCCGGGAUUCGAUGUGGAGGAAGCCCAGCAGCAAGAAAGGAGGGAGGUUACGACGACGCCUGCGCCGCAACAAGCUACGUCCACAGCCGCGCCGGCUACAGCGACAGGGGUGUCGCAGGCGGCGGCGCCACCGCCGCCGAGUGCCGUGGGGGCGCUGCCGCCAACGGGCCCGCUUCAGCCAGCGUUGCCGCCACUGCCGCAGGCGGUAGUGGUGCCGCCGCAGCCGGCACAACGGCCGGCGAGCGUUCGAAUCCCACCGGGGACAGGAGACGUUUCAUGCCAGAUGCCACAGCCAUCGCUGCAGAAACAACGUCCGGGUUGUGGUCUCUACCUGCCCAGAAUCGCCGGGAUGGGCCCGACGGACGCCGCCAUCGAAGCUGCGCUAUCGGCGCUGGAAGCGGAAGUUGAAGGGGCGGAUGAUAAGCUCCUUGAGGAAUAUUAUUCUAUAUUUAAUAAGGCGCCAAGUGAUCAGCCAUCGGCGGAACCGGCGGCGAAGGACAGUACGACAAUGACGGAUCCAGCCUCGUUGGUGACCCCGUUAAAUUUAGUCAGUAGCAGUAGCAGUAACGCCGCGGGUGGCGACUUUGCUGCCCGCGCUGACGGCGGCAGCAGCAGUAGCAGCAGCAAGGUAGGGGCUCGCCGCGCUUGGGGCGCUUGGAAGGCCAACCGGCGGAUACAGGAAGCCGAAGCGACACUCCUCUCCAAGUCGGGAACGCGGGCAGUGACGUUGCCGCCGCCGCCGCCGCCGGCGGUGGCGGCAAGACAGUCGCCAGCGUCGCCGCUGUCACCGGCGGCGCCGCCACCGGCGGCUGGCGACGCGGGAGCGGCCGCCGGGUCGACCGAGUCAGGCAGCGGCGCCGUCACAGAGGACGGAGUGGUGGUAGUCAGCAAGCGCGUGGGGUCCACGCGACCCCCCAAGGUGGUGGAGGCGCCGGAGGCGCGACAGGACCGUGUUAAGGAGGCUCUGCGGGUGUUUUCAGAGUUGGGCAGCGGCACCGGUGAUGAGGAGGAACAGGGGGAGGAGAGCGGGGAGAUGGACGAGCAACUGUUCGGUCGAUCUGCAUCGCUACUGGCAGGAGGAAGACGGCCCUGGUGGCAGCAGCGCUUCCAGGCCCUCUUCCUGCCCACCAUCGGGUAUACGGACGGCUCAAUGGGCUUCAUGCAGCAGCUUCACUUGUUCGUGGUAAACGUGUCGCUGUCCGGCGACCGGCGAGACAUGCGAGUGCUGGCCUUUGAAGAUCGUACGGAUUGUACGGCAUGCCUUACACUCAUGGCUCAGUGGCCCGAAUACGAGGGGAGCGAGCCACGGAUGAGCAUGAUGCCAACCGACCGACUGCUGCAGCAGCUGCAGGACAUAUACGACUCACAGGCCCUGCGUUCGGGUUCGAUUCUCGCCAGGUGCGCAGCCGUUGUUGUUGACUUUGAUUUUGACCGUAACUUUUGUAUUGAAAAGUUGACCUUCUCCCUCCCUCACGUCCCCCAUGUGCCCGGCUCCACCCCACUCCACCCCACCCGGGGUCCCUCCUCCGACCUCAACAACGGUGUCAAUCGACCCCGCGGUCUGGCCGUGUUCCGACGCGGCAAGCUGCCCAUGCGACCCGGCAUGGGCCCAGAGGAGUUCGUCCAGGUGGUGGUGUAUCAGCAUGCGGCUCAGGUGGCGCUGGCCAGGACAGGAUAUGGCUUCAAUGCAUGA
Molecule: messenger RNA, 3366 nt
Organism: Volvox carteri f. nagariensis
Lineage: Eukaryota; Viridiplantae; Chlorophyta; Chlorophyceae; Chlamydomonadales; Volvocaceae
Exons: 15
Coding region: 1-3366 (1121 amino acids)
Source: RefSeq, a predicted model, not a curated record